Molecule: messenger RNA, 945 nt
Organism: Eublepharis macularius
Lineage: Eukaryota; Metazoa; Chordata; Lepidosauria; Squamata; Eublepharidae
Product: olfactory receptor 2D2-like
Exons: 1
Coding region: 1-945 (314 amino acids)
Biological process (GO): G protein-coupled receptor signaling pathway
Cellular component (GO): membrane
Molecular function (GO): olfactory receptor activity; G protein-coupled receptor activity
Source: RefSeq, a predicted model, not a curated record
AUGAAAGCUGAGAACCAUUCUUCAAUUACAGAAUUCUUCGUGCUGGGACUCACUGACCAACGCAAGACUCAGAUUUUGCUCUUUGUGGUUAUCGUAAUCAUCUAUUCCCUCACCAUCGCAGGGAACCUGGUGAUCAUCAUGCUGGUGCGAGCUGACUCCUCCCUCCACACCCCCAUGUACUUUUUCCUCCUACACCUUUCCAUCUUGGAGAUCUGUUAUGUCACCAGCAGCUUGCCCCAAUUGAUGGCUCACCUUCUGUCUAGAAAUGGAACCAUUUCCUACAACCGUUGCAUGGUCCAGAUGUACAUGAUUAUUUGCUUAGGGAGUGUUGAGUGUUUUCUUCUGGCUGCCAUGGCUUACGACCGCUACUUGGCCAUCUGCCACCCUCUGCUGUAUGUCGUUGCCAUGAGUAAGUGGCGUCAAUUGCAACUUGCCACAGCCUCCUGGGUGAGUGGCUUUUUCCUCGCUUCAAUCAAUGCCACCUUCACCCUUCGCCUCCCCUAUUGUGGCCCCAAUCGCAUCAAUCAUUUCAUCUGCGACAUGCCAGUUAUGAUCAAACUCGCUUGUGCUGACAUACGACAGACAGAGCUCAAUAUUAUUGUGGUGGCUGCGUUGAUCAUCGUCAUUCCUUUCUUUGUUAUCCUGAUCUCCUACAUGCUCAUAUUGUCCUCGGUGAUAAAAAUGCAGUCAGCAGCCGGUUGGCGCAAGGCCUUCUCCACAUGCGCUUCCCACUUGAUUGUGGUCAUCUUGUUUUACGGCAUCCUCAUCAUUACAUACUUGAGUUCCGGUUCAGGCUCAUCUCCUAAUCGUGACAAGGGGCUUGCUGUCUUUUAUAUUGUGGUCACCCCUUUGCUGAAUCCUAUCAUUUACACCCUACGAAACAAGAACAUCCACGGGGCUUUAUCUAGGAUGCUUCAAAGAUGGGGCUUUAACAAGAAAACAUGA